AUGAAGGACAUCCUGCGCCGCUUCCCCAGGGAAAACUACGACGUCUUCAAAUACGUCAUCAACCACUUGAACAAGUGAGUGGCUCAGUGACAGGGCUGUGACAGCCAUGCUGACUACAGUAACAGUCAUCCACCCUGCAACCUUUGACCUUCCACCCUGUCAGCUACACCCCUGGCUAAAUUGAGUCCGCUUUAAAUUCAGUCAAUUGAGUCAUAGCACAAACACUGCAGUUUAGAUUUGUAGAUCGUUACUUUAUGAUUUCUUGAACAACUACAUUUGUUUUCUCUCUCUCUCUCUCUCUCUCUCUCUCUCUCUCUCUCUCUCUCUCUCUCUCUCUCUCUCUUAACCCUCUUUUUCUCCCUCCCUCCCUCAGGGUGAGCCAGAAUAACCGUUUGAACCUGAUGACCAGUGAGAAUCUGUCCAUCUGUUUCUGGCCCACUCUAAUGCGGCCCGACUUCACCACCAUGGAUGCCCUGACAGCCACGCGAACCUACCAGACAAUCAUCGAGUCCUUCAUCCACCAGUGUGCUUUCUUCUUCUACAAUCAGCCCCUGUCUGACACCCUUAGCGGGCACGCCUCCCCCACAGCAACCCUCUCCUCCCACGGGGUAACCUCGGCCUACUCCUCCUUGGCCUACAACUCUCCUUCCCUCACACCCGCCCCGGCCCCUUACGUUAUGCCCACCACGCCGCCCGUCAUCCCCCACUACGGGCCGCCCCAUACACAGAUCCAGCAGUCCCCGCCCCACACCCCCCAGUCCCCCAUCCAGGCACUGUUGCCCCCCCUGCACCCCCAUCACCCGCCCACGGAACAACACAUGCUGUGA
Molecule: messenger RNA, 827 nt
Organism: Coregonus sp. 'balchen'
Lineage: Eukaryota; Metazoa; Chordata; Actinopteri; Salmoniformes; Salmonidae
Source: the annotation of a GenBank genome assembly